AUGAAAAAUAUUAAGGAUGCGUUGCCGUGUAUCCUACCCACCUUAACAGAAAUCAUUAACAGUUCUCUACUUACAUCAGUUUUCCCGUCAACUUGGAAGGAAGCUGAAGUGAUUGCUUUGUUGAAAGAAGGGGAUCACGAGGUGGCUAAUAACAAUCGCCCGGUAUCACUCUUACCUGCAAUCUCUAAGAUAUGCGAACGCGUUGUCCUCAACCAGCUCACUGACUAUCUUGUUAGGUAUAAGCGCUUGUCAAGACAUCAAAGUGGAAACAAAAAUCAUCAUUCCACGGAAACGUUGAAUAUCUUUAUAACGGAUACUAUAUUGGAAGCAAUGGAUAAAAAGCAUCUUACUGCACUGUACUGUUACUGCUAG
Molecule: messenger RNA, 372 nt
Organism: Paramuricea clavata
Lineage: Eukaryota; Metazoa; Cnidaria; Anthozoa; Malacalcyonacea; Plexauridae
Source: the annotation of a GenBank genome assembly